AUGAAAUUAUCUCAAACUACCCUCUUUGCUAUCUUAGCAACUUCUGCCUUCGUUUCUGCUGCUCCAACUAAUGUUGUUGCUGAAAACUCCCUUGUUACUAGAGGUGAUGCCAACGAAAUUAUAGACAUUUUAACAGCACUUAAAGAUGUCAACGAAAAGAGAGACCUCGUCUCCGAAUCCGAAUCAUUUGAACUCUCCAAGAGAGCCGAUGGCUUGGUCACUGAAUUGGUUGCUGCUUUAGCUUCUUCUGGAAUUAUUGCUGACGUUUGGAAUACUUUGACCCAAGACGAAACUCUCAGAAGUGAAAUCCUUACUAUUGUUAAGACGACUGUUAAGGCUGCUCUUGUCCAAGGUCCAGCUUUACUUAAGGCUAUCUGGGAUUCUGGUUUAAUCUCUAAACUUUUCAAAGAUGUUAUUAACGACAGUGACUUACGUUCUGUUUUGCUUAGAGUUGCUAAGGCUACUUUCUCAAGUGCGCUUAACUUAUUAAAGGCUUACAAAUCUAACAAGUCUAGUGCUACCGCCACUGCUGUUUCUGUUGAAACUGAUACCGCUGUUGCAGUUGCUAUUACUACAGACUCUUCAGUUGCUACUGGCUCUUCUGAUACCGGUAACAUCCCAUCCCCAUCUCAAUACAAUGCAGGUUACAAGCGUGAUUUCAUUGAUGGUGAAUACUUAGACAAGAGAGACGUUGCUUCUAUUGUUACGACUGUCGUCCAGCAAGUUAAGGACUCCGGAUUAGUUUCUUCUUUGAUUCAAAAGGUUUUAGCUGACCCAGAAAAGUCUAUUUCCUUCUUAUCCAACCUCUUAAAGAAAGGUUACGUUCUUGCCGAAGACCUUAUUAGCUGGGCUAAGUCAUCCGGUCUUCUCGACGAUGCUCUUGCAUACUUUGAAAAGAACGGUGGUCAAUACAGUUCUGCUCUUGCUUCUUUCCUUGGUAAUCAAAUUGACAGCGGUAAUGUUACUGCAUCUGAAAUUGACAAUGCUGACUCCUCUGCUGCUGCAGGUACUACUAUUGCAACCACCGCUGCUAUUACCCAAGUCACUACCGCUGCUACUACUGCUACUACCUUACAAGUUAAAAGAAGAGCAUACUAA
Molecule: messenger RNA, 1098 nt
Organism: Debaryomyces fabryi
Lineage: Eukaryota; Fungi; Ascomycota; Pichiomycetes; Serinales; Debaryomycetaceae
Gene: OP4
Product: Op4p
Exons: 1
Coding region: 1-1098 (365 amino acids)
Source: RefSeq, a predicted model, not a curated record